Messenger RNA from Colletotrichum chrysophilum, 423 nucleotides. RefSeq lists its product as uncharacterized. NCBI's taxonomy places the organism in Eukaryota, Fungi, Ascomycota, Sordariomycetes, Glomerellales, Glomerellaceae. The record is from RefSeq and is a predicted model, not a curated record. Bases 1 to 423 code for a protein of 140 amino acids. Gene Ontology annotation, molecular function: RNA binding; RNA nuclease activity. The transcript is spliced from 2 exons.
AUGCAUCUUGGCGCAGCCAUGAUCGCGGCUCUGAGCCUCACAGGCUAUGCAUUCCCGAGACAGCGACCUGGAUAUGUCCGGAUGCUGCCGCGGGCCAACGACACCGAAAUCUCAUGCGGGCAGACCGAGUACACGCUGACCGAGGUGAGAUCGGCGGCGGAUGCGGCUUGCCAGCACGUGGAGGAUGGCACGACGGCGGGCAGCUCGAGCUAUCCGCACACGUACCGAAACCAGGAGGGGUUCGACUUCAACGGAGUCGAGGGUCCCUUUGUCGAGUUUCCGAUGAAGACAAGUGGUGUCUACAAGGGCGGCAAGCCAGGAGCAGACCGGGUUAUCAUCAACGAAGAGUGCGUUCUUGCAGGCCAGAUCACACACACGGGAGCCAACGGCAACGCGUUCGUGGGCUGCGAGGGCACCAGCUAG